AUGUACGGGACCAGGUCAGCCGGCGGCCGUCGUUACGCGAGCUACGGAUCGGGGCAAGCCUCGUAUGGUGCUUCUGGCACCGCAUACACUCCGCAAGCUAAGUCUAGUAGAGGCACGCAGUAUGGCCAAAGUAGCGAGUACAGCGGAUACUACCAACAGGCGGAGAGAGGUCAAAAGUCAGGUUACAAAGGCGCAUCAGGUGGGUCAGGCGCAAAGCAGCCCGCUGAAGCGCAAUACCAGGGCAGAGGAAGUGAAUAUUAUCGACGGAAGACGCAAGGUGAUCCGAAUUAUAAGCUGGGUAAAGAUGGUGUUCAAGCUGAUGGCAACAAGCACGACCAAGCCAAAAGGCCAAUUGCCGGUUAUGGAACGAAAAACCAAGGUCAAAAUCAGGCCACGUCGAACAAAACCGUCAACAAGAAUGUAUCCAUCAAGAAGCAGCAGCAGCAGCAGCAGCAGCGUCGCCAAGGCGGGUGGGGUAGGAUGACCCACAUGAUGAAGUGGCCCAUGAUGUUUAUGUUUUGGAGAGGUUUAGGAAGAAGAAGCCACGACGUUGCACCCGUUGCACGUGACGUGCCCACCAUUACUCGACAGUCACCACCAUCGUCGGAGCCCCGCGGCAAGCAGCAGCACGCAGUGAACUUCAGCGACCAAGCUCCCCAAGCAAGUGAAUAUGUGACUCCGUCGUCGGAUUUAAAGGGCGAAGCACGGAGCGAGGCUGAAGACGUUGCUCCGUGCCCAGGGGGUAACGUGAAGGAAAAAGCAACCACCCCCGCCACCACCAACAUUGUUGCACCACAAGCCGCGAGCAGCAGCUUCCCUGAACUCACGCGAAGCCCGAAGAUACACGAGUCGCCCGUUUUGGAACCUGCUGAUAAAAUACAUACUCUCAGCGAAAUGGUGGAACCGGUGGAAACGGGCGAAAAGGCAAAGGCAUUGCGCGAUGCUGAUUUAAAAGACGAGACUCUGAAGAAAGCUAAGAGAAUGAGAAUUGUUUCAGCGGAUGGUGUUCGGGACACUACAAAGAGUCUACUGGUGCAACCGUCGGAGGGCUCCGCCGACAAAGUAAGAAGUAAGCAGCUGACCCCGCUCAGCGACAUACACGCACCCAUGCUGUCGCCACAUAAUGCUCCGGCGUAA
Messenger RNA from Lodderomyces beijingensis, 1137 nucleotides. Lineage: Eukaryota; Fungi; Ascomycota; Pichiomycetes; Serinales; Debaryomycetaceae. The record is from the annotation of a GenBank genome assembly.